AUGGCGCUCCCACUUUACAUCCCGCUUUGUAUUCACACUCCCACAAGCCGGCAUCACUUCCCGCCCUCUGAUCAGCCCCUCAGAAUCCAGAUCGAAGGUCCUCUGAUCGCCAUACAGAGGCUCCUGCCUCACAUCCCGUGGCAUUUGAAUCUUCGAGACCGAAAGUUUCCACAGCCAGCAAGCCCGGAGCUAGCACGAUUAACGUAUCAAACCAUAUACGGACGGGAUAUCUCUCUGGAAAUUCCUGAUGAUCUAGGGGUGCAGGAUGUGUACUUGGGCUGGAUGCCAGAGAAGCGUCCGGAUGAGCUGAUAGACUAUUAUGGUGUAACAUUCGACUAUCUUGUCCCAGCUAAUGAUACCAAUCCUGAGGUGUUGCAGAUUAACAUCAUUGAGGUUGAGGAUGAUAAUGGUGCUUAUCCAAAUACAUGGCUUUUAUUUGCAGUAAAUCCGGCUGAAUUUAUUGGGAAGAAGGUACUAGCAGUGCCGAGAUGUUGUCAAAAGAGAAAGGGAACACAGGAUCGAUGGCGAGUGAAUGCCCUUGUGGAUCAGAGGGUUCAUGGGUGGGAACAAUUGAAGGGAGCUAAAGAAUGGGAAAAAAUGUAUCCUAAAGGGUAG
Messenger RNA from Penicillium vulpinum, 615 nucleotides. RefSeq lists its product as uncharacterized. The record is from RefSeq and is a predicted model, not a curated record. NCBI's taxonomy places the organism in Eukaryota, Fungi, Ascomycota, Eurotiomycetes, Eurotiales, Aspergillaceae. The coding region runs from base 1 to 615 and encodes 204 amino acids. The transcript is spliced from 2 exons.